Molecule: messenger RNA, 1725 nt
Organism: Musa acuminata subsp. malaccensis (wild Malaysian banana)
Lineage: Eukaryota; Viridiplantae; Streptophyta; Magnoliopsida; Zingiberales; Musaceae
Product: RING-H2 finger protein ATL65-like
Biological process (GO): protein ubiquitination
Molecular function (GO): transferase activity
Source: RefSeq, a predicted model, not a curated record
UCGAAUUGGCGUGACAAAUAAACAGUCACGUGAACUCCACGUGUUCAAAGUCUCCUACGACAAUGCUGACGUCCUACUAAAAGCCGGUAUGAUCGAUCGCAACACCCGGAGGCUACCGAUGCAGACACGUUGUCCCUGAGGAGCUUCCGGUGUGCCUCCCGCCCAUUAGACACGACCUAAAGCGCCCAACCCUAUCGCACUUUACUCCACGGGAACCGGUUAAGUUAUAAGCCUAUUGCGGGAACAGAUUGGAACUGUAAACAGUAACGAAGCCCACCGGAGGAGACGGAAAAUAAAGAUCGAGAGAGAGGCUGCGAGUGCGGCUUCUGAUUGGAUCCGUUUCCUCCCACCGCCGCGCCGACGAACAUGGAGGCGCCGUCAUACGCGGAGGCAGCGUAUGAGUUCCAGUGGGGGCCAUCCCCCCGCAUUCCCGGCGACGGCGGGUCCAAGCCGGGGUGGAUCAGCCCCCCGCUAAUCGCCAUGGUGGCCGUCGUUGGCACCGCCUUCCUCAUCGUCCUCUACGCCCGGAUCCUCUCCCGAUACCUCCGCCUCAUCCGGCGCCGUUGGCACCGGUGGAGGCGGCGGCGGAGGUUUCUGCAGUCCAUGGCCGCGACGUCGGACCUGGACUCCCUCCCACCGUUCAACGGCGGCGGCUCCUUCGGCUCCUCCUCGGACUUCUUUCUCUCUCCCUACGGCCUCGACGACGCGGCCAUCAAGGCGAUCCCAGUGUCGCUGUUCUCGCGGACCAAGGCCAAGCAGCAGGCCGCCACGAACCGGGAGUGCGCGGUGUGCCUGUUGGAGUUCGAGGACGAUGACACUCUCCGCACGCUGCCACUGUGCGCCCACGCCUUCCACAUGGACUGCAUCGACAUGUGGCUCCGAUCGCACCCCACCUGCCCCCUCUGCCGUGCCGCCGUGCUCCGCCACGAGGCCGCCUUCGUCCCCAUGCGCGCCGCUCGGAUCCGCCCCAGCCUGGACGACAUCCUCCUCAUUGACCCGCCGCCCGACCGCGGGGGCGACGCGAUCCUCCUCCCGAACCCCCACACCGGCCCCGAGAUCGCCUCAGCCGCGGGAUCCCCGCUCGCGGCCGAGGAACGGUUCGUGUCACGAGGGUUCCUACUCAAGCGCUCAUACUCCUUCGGGUUCGAGGGGAGCCUGGCGGCGGAGCGGAUGCUCUUAGAGGCAUCCACGGCAUCGCCAUGGCGGUACCGCCACCAGCGGGGGGGCUUCUGGAGCAAGCGGUGGCCGUCGCCUUUUGGGGGCGUCGGCAUGGGGUCCUCCUCUGUCUCGCGGGCGGCGAGGGUCUUCUCCUUCCGCGGCGCCACCGCGGCCCUGGCCAAGUCCCCGGCCUUUUCUAAGCGGCGAGGGUUAUUCCCGCUCUCGUGGGAACCGAGCGGGCGGCUUAUCGUCAGCAGCGCGGGUCCGUCCCUCUUCCCGCGGCCGUCGUUCUCGUCAUCGUCAUCGUCAUCGUCAUCGUCAUCGACAUCGUUGGUGUUUUCAUCGAGCCGGAUGCGGUGCGGGGAUCCGGAGGCGCUGCUGUCCCCGGAGCGGCUGAAGCAAUCGACGCCCACGCAACGCUGACCUGGAGCCGUCGGCGUUGGCAGGCAAGGGUAGGCCGGUGGAGCCAAUGGAUGAGGUGGAGCUCUUUAAUGGCGGUCGCAAUGCACCAUUUAAUGAUCUGCCUGCCUCUUUAAUGAGCAUAUGAAAGCGGAGAGAGAGAGAGAG